This is a messenger RNA of Hymenoscyphus albidus, 722 nucleotides long. The record is from the annotation of a GenBank genome assembly. Lineage: Eukaryota; Fungi; Ascomycota; Leotiomycetes; Helotiales; Helotiaceae.
AUGCCAUUCGUCGUUGAUCCCUCGGGUGGUGCUGAAGGUGUAUGUCUUUUUUCUUUCUUUCAUUUCCUUUCUUUCUUUCUUUCCCACCAUGCCAUCCCAUAUCGUAUCCUCUACUCGCUACACCAUUCUCCUUUCCCCCUUCCCUCUUCCCCUCUUCAAUCCCCCUCCAUCCUCCCACAAACUCUCAUCUCAAUCCUCACCCUCAUCUCAACCCCAAUCCUCACCCUCAACUCAAACCCCUCCGACCCACACACCACACUAAUCCUCCCCAGAACCCCCAAUCCGACACCGAAAUCGCCGAAGAGCUCGCGGCCCUCGAAGAAGAAGUCCGCCGUCAAGAAGCCGAACUCGCCGCCGCCGAAGCGGAAGAAGCUUAUGUCGCGGAGCAAGACCGGAAGAGGAGGGCUGCUGUGGAGGCGACGGCUAGUGAGGCGCCGGAGUUUGGGAGUGGGAGUUUUCCUGGGGGUGCGUCUGGGCUGGUGAAGUCUGGAGAAAGGGGGGAGGGUGGUAGAAAGAAGGGAGGAAAUGGGGGAAAGAGUGGGAGUGGGAAGAGGGAGGGGAAGAAGGGAGAAGAGNUGGAGAAAGGGGGGAGGGUGGUAGAAAGAAGGGAGGAAAUGGGGGAAAGAGUGGGAGUGGGAAGAGGGAGGGGAAGAAGGGAGAAGAGGGAAAAGGAGAAUAUGAAAGUGAAGAACGGGAAGCGGUGGAGGUUCGGGAGAGAUUGA